This is a messenger RNA of Daucus carota subsp. sativus, 2279 nucleotides long. RefSeq names its product probable sulfate transporter 3.4. Gene Ontology annotation, molecular function: secondary active sulfate transmembrane transporter activity. Bases 91 to 2097 code for a protein of 668 amino acids. Gene Ontology annotation, biological process: transmembrane transport. The transcript has 13 exons. The record is from RefSeq and is a predicted model, not a curated record. Gene Ontology annotation, cellular component: plasma membrane. NCBI's taxonomy places the organism in Eukaryota, Viridiplantae, Streptophyta, Magnoliopsida, Apiales, Apiaceae.
AACCUGACAGAGUGUUUGUUCCCUCAUCAAACUCUCCCAUAGUAAAGUUGAAAUUUCAGAGUUUUUAGACACCAGGCUGCAAAACACAAAAUGGUUGGGAACUCAAAGAGAGUAGAGCAUUAUGGAGGAACUGAGACAACCACAAACAUUACUAUAUUUUCAUCAGAAGCUGAGUACCUGGAUGCAAUGUCACAGCCACCCCCACCACCCCCGGAAGUUCAUAAAGUUUGUUUGCCACCUUCCAGAACCACUUUCCAGAAACUUGUCCAACGACUCUCGGAGAUUUUCUUCCCUGAUGCACCACUUGACAGGUUCAAAAACCAGACCUGGUUCAGAAAACUUGUACUAGGCCUUCAGUUUUUCUUCCCUAUUUUCGUGUGGGCGCCUAAUUAUAAUCUUAAGCUUCUUCAGUCCGACGUCGUUUCUGGUCUUACUAUUGCCAGCCUUGCUAUCCCUCAGGGUAUUAGCUAUGCAAAACUUGCAAAUCUGCCACCUAUAGUUGGUCUUUAUUCAAGUUUUGUGCCACCUUUGAUAUACUCCGUUCUUGGGAGUUCUAGACAUUUAGCCGUUGGUCCAGUUUCGAUAGCAUCUUUAGUGAUGGGAACCAUGCUCAGUGAGGAGGUUUCUUAUACUGAUCAGCCAAUUCUUUAUCUUCAACUGGCAUUUACUGCAACUUUCUUUGCCGGAGUGUUUCAGGCUGCUCUUGGUCUGCUAAGGUUGGGAUUUGUAAUUGAUUUUUUAUCAAAGGCAACUCUUGUUGGAUUCAUGGCUGGUGCAGCAAUCAUAGUAUCACUGCAACAACUUAAAGGGCUUCUCGGAAUAGUUCAUUUCACAACUAAGAUGCAAAUAGUUCCUGUAUUGACCUCUGUUUUUGAGCGAACAGACGAGUGGUCCUGGCAAACCAUUGCUAUGGGGGCUAGUUUCCUGCUCAUUCUACUAACAGCAAGAAAAGUGAGCAUGAGAAAUAAGAAGCUUUUUUGGGUUUCAGCAGCUGCCCCAUUAACAUCUGUUAUUCUUUCAACCCUAAUAGUCUUCCUCCUCAAAUCAAAGCUCCCCAUGGUCAAAACUAUUGGACACUUGCCCAAGGGCUUGAAUCCGCCAUCAUCAAACAUGCUAUAUUUUCAUGGCUCCUAUCUGGGGCUUGCUAUGAAAACCGGGAUUGUAACAGGAAUUUUAUCUCUCACAGAAGGAAUUGCUGUUGGGAGAACAUUUGCUUCAUUAAGAAACUACCAGGUUGAUGGUAACCAAGAAAUGAUGGCUAUUGGUUUCAUGAACAUGGCUGGCUCCUGCUCUUCAUGUUAUGUUACCACAGGAUCCUUUUCUCGAUCUGCUGUAAAUUACAAUGCUGGAGCACAAACAGUGGUUUCAAACGUAAUAAUGUCAACAACUGUGCUGAUAACUUUGUUGUUUCUGAUGCCGCUGUUUCAUUAUACUCCUAAUGUCAUCUUGGGGGCAAUUAUCAUAACUGCUGUGAUCGGGCUGAUAGACUACGAGGCAGCAUUAAAAUUGUGGAAAGUAGACAAACUUGAUUUCAUCACUUGCUUAUGUUCCUUCUUCGGUGUAUUGUUCAUCUCAGUGCCUCUUGGUCUUGCUAUCGCAGUUGGAGUUUCGGUUUUCAAAAUCCUUCUGCAUGUCACUAGGCCAAACACUGCUGCGCUGGGAAACAUUCCAGGCACGCACAUCUAUCAAAGCCUCCGUAGAUACAGAGAAGCCCUGAGAGUUCCGUCUUUUCUCAUAGUUGCGGUUGAGGCUCCUAUCUACUUUGCAAAUUCUACUUAUCUACAGGAAAGGAUGCUAAGAUGGAUCAGAGAAGAGCAAGAGUGGAUAAGCGCGAACAAUGAAAGCACGUUGAAGUGUGUUAUUCUGGAUAUGACAGCUGUAACAGCUAUAGAUACAAGCGGCGUUGACACAAUUUGUGAAGUCGGAAAGAUGCUACAGAAACAAUCACUACAGUUUGUAUUGGCAAAUCCAGCCGGAAAUGUGAUGGAAAAGCUGCACAACUCUAAUGUUUUAGAUUCGUUCGGGGUGAAUGGAAUGUAUUUGUCUGUCAGUGAAGCUGUGGAUGACAUUUCAUCGACAUGGAAGUCUCAACCCUGAACCUAAAUAUCUGAAUUGCAAGGUGAAUUUAAGUAGCGAGUAAUUAUGUAUGUAAUUUGAGGGAUGUGAUAUUUUGAAGUGCGAGGCCCGACAAAUCUGAUGGCCAUCAUGUUCCUGUUUUAUUUCCUGUAGCCAUUUAUAAUUUGUAAGUGGUCUUCAUCAUAAAUGACGAGUUUUUCGCA